Histoplasma mississippiense is the source of this 3558-nucleotide messenger RNA. RefSeq lists its product as hypothetical. The record is from RefSeq and is a predicted model, not a curated record. The coding region runs from base 1 to 3558 and encodes 1185 amino acids. The transcript has 3 exons. Gene Ontology annotation, molecular function: phosphatidylinositol binding. Lineage: Eukaryota; Fungi; Ascomycota; Eurotiomycetes; Onygenales; Ajellomycetaceae. Gene Ontology annotation, cellular component: intracellular membrane-bounded organelle.
AUGGCCCUAAGUCGCCGUGAUCUUCUCAUUGCCUGCUUGGGCGGCUUCAUUGCGUGGGGUUUUGCCGUGCGCUGGUUCCCCGUGCUUCGUUACAUCGGAUACGUUUUUUUUGCUGGUAUCACCACCUCUGUCCUUUGCCUGGGUGCCGUCAUUCUUUUAACCGUACGAAGUGGAAAUGAGUGGGGAGCAAACCCAGUCAGUUUGGCUGGCAGUUCGAUCGCCUUCCUGUCCCCCGAUAAAUGGGAACAUGAUGUCAGGAUAUACGAGAAGAGCGUGGAUUAUCGUCCCGAACCCCUAUACCCUCAGUCAUUCCUCGUUUCCGAAGCGCUUGGUGAGCUCCUUGACCUUGCCCUGGGCGAGUUUGUUUCAUCAUGGUACCGGGAAAUAAGCGGCAGCCCAAGAUUUGUCAAUGAAGUCGAUCGUGGGAUAAGGGCCGCACUUGGAAAUUUAAGGGACAGGCUGUUCAGAGAAGACUUGGUGGAGAUCCUGGUGUCCCGGUUUGUACCAAUUUUGACGAACCAUUUUAGAGAUUUUGACACAGCUGAGAGGGCAGUUCGAGGCAGAAACCUGUCACGCACUGUAACUGAAUCGGAAGAGCUGGAGAUUGCAAUCGCGAGUAGGUAUAGAAAUGGAAAUCUACACCCUGCCGUAUCUGUAUCCUCGUUCACGGACCCAAAACAGGUUCAGCAAGAGCACCUCCGCAAGUUGGUUGUUGCACUGCUCCCGAAACUGUUGCCAGAGGGUUUACUGAGCAGCCGGGCGGUAUCUAUCUUGAUACGAGAGAUUGUCACCUGUGCUGUUCUAUAUCCAUUGUUAUUGCUGCUUUCUGACCCUGAUACUUGGAACCAGCUGAUGGAAGCCUAUGCGCGCACUGCACUACAAGACCGCAAAACGGUACGGAGACUACGUGAGGCCCUAGACCAACAUGCUUCACCUGCUCCGAAGUCUAAACACAACCAAGCGUUCCCCAGGCUAAGGGCGGGUGAUAGCGAAAGAGACUUCGAGAGCCUCAUGAAGUAUCAUUGGUGGAUGUUAUGCACAAUGCAGCUGGCCUUUCGUACUUUAUGGAGUAUAUGGGAUCGCCUGAAUCUCAUGUCCCUUGUCCAGUUUUGGGUCGUCGUUGAUGGGUUCCGAAACCCUCUUGAAGAUGACUUUGGCGAUGACACUCCUACCAACGCUGUAACAUGGACAACCGCCGAUAGAAACGAUGUCGUGCUGAUCAGCGAGCAGCAUUUGUCGAAGCGUGAAUUGCGGGUUCCUGCUGAAUCUAGACAGGAGGUGAAAGAGUUCAUCAACGCUGGAAAGCGAGCUUCUCCGGAACAAUAUCGCAAAGCACGAACAGUCAUCCUCACUACCCAGACAUCUGUUUUACUUGAGAUGCAGAAUAAAUAUUAUCCUGGCUUUAAGAAGUCGGAUCUAUACUAUAAAUACUUAGCUUCUGAUGAAGCUGCUUCCGCCUCCGCUUCCACCUCCCAGUCUGGGCGACCGUCUGUGAGCCAGUCAACAUACUCUGAAGGCUCUGAAAGACGUCCACUUCCCCCGCUUACGGGUCGCGUAUCUUCCCCCCAAACAAACGCAAAACCAAACGAGCUUUUACGAACGGCUGUUUCUACAACCGAUUUAUGGAACCAGCCUAAACAUCUAGGUGACUUGCACUUUCUUCGGCGAUCACUAGACUCGGAUCGAGCUCGGCUAUUUGAUGACGAUGAUCUGGAAACCGAUCACCUAGCAGCGUCUAUACAGAGCACCGGAAAGGAUUCUCAGAAUGGGGAUGGCGGGGACGGCCACUCCCGUCAUGUAAUAGAGAAUAUGGAGGCCGCUUUGAAUGAUAUCAUUACCAAUCAACCAAAUGAUUCGAAACUAGAAGAAACGAAAAGUCCUAUUUUACAUUCAAGUAGGGAACAAAAUUCAUCAAGGAGUUCAUUAGAGUUUCCACAACAUGACAAUGGUCCAGUAGGGGAGAAGGUGAAACCAAGUAUCGCGUCGCUGGGCCUUGUUAAUACCUCAUCUAGGAUUGGUGUAUUUACCGACAACGAUCUCUUCUCGGACGAGGAGAAGUUUAUCGAGGAUGAGUACGCGGACCCAGAAACACCUGAGGAUGAAAAAGAUCCGGCGGAGGAGAUACAUGAAGCGGCGCCUGGCGAUCUUGGUCUGGCAGAAGCUAUAUCUGCGUUGACAUCUGAUAUAGAAAAACUCAUUGCCCAAGAGGCCGUCGUUGACACGCUCACCAGAAAAGCGGAAUUAACUAAUAAUACCGCGGAGCUGCGUAUAUUAGGGAAAUCCAAGUCGAGUCUUCAUCGUGAAAUUCGCCGGAAGGAAAUGCAAAGACAGCAAUAUAUCAUUCAAGAAAGUGAUAAUAGCCUCUACGGGCGUUCCACUGUCCAAAUCAAAUCCAUCAUGGUUGGGAAAGAGGAGGAUGGGCGGGAAUAUGCAUUAUUGAAAUACUUACCAAUCUCAGAUCUUAUCGAAGUACAGAGGAAUUCUGGAGACCAGAUGCCUGCUGCCUCUUGGGCAAUUCCUCGCCGUUACAGCGAAUUCCACGAACUCCACCAACGUCUACGAAUGCGAUAUCCGUCCGUCCGCAACCUAGAAUUCCCUCGCCGACGAAUGGUAAUGAAACUCCAAAGGGAUUUCCUUCACAAACGCCGUCUUGCGCUCGAAGCCUAUCUCCGGCAGCUCCUCCUCCUCCCUGACGUAUGUCGAAGCCGCGAUUUACGUGCUUUCCUAUCCCAACGCGCCAUAAUCUCCUCUGAAGAAUCAAACGACCAUGAUCUCGAACAUCAACGGCUCGAAGAAAACAAAGACCUCGUUACCCGCAUCUACAAUUCCGUUGCCGAUGGCAUGGACGAUUUCCUUGGAAACAUCACCGUCCUUGACCAACUCUCCACAGCAGGCCAAAACCUCAUCUCCGCCGCCACAAACCAGCUCGCGACUACCAACAACCCCCAGCCUGACCACCGGCUCAUCAGCCCGGAAGACUCCCUCACUGCCGCCGAAGCCGAAGCCGAACUCAACACCUUUGAAUACCGCGAACUAGAGCCCUUCGUAAAGCCCAUCUGCGACAUAUUUCUCGAGAUCUUCGAGCUGAACAAGGGUAACAACUGGCUGCGCGGGCGCGCCGUCGUCAUCGUCCUCCACCAGCUCCUCGGCGGCACGGUGGAGCGCAAAGUGCGCGAGUUCGCCCGCUCGCUCGUGGAGGACUCGUCGUUGCUGCGUUACAUCCACCUGGCGAAGGACACGUUGUGGCCCGUCACUGCUGAUGGCGAGGGUCGUCGGUUUCGCGACCUGAAACCGCGGAGUUUAGCGGAGAAGAUGAAGAGCAGGACGGAGGCGAGCGUUAUGCUUGCGACGCUUGUGCCGGAUCUUGCGGCCAAUGUGGUUGGGAGGGCGAAUGCGCAAGCGGCGGCGAGGAGGGUGUUUGCGACGACGAAUAAUCAGAGGCUCAAUGCGCACUUGGUUUUUACGGUUUUGGAUGAGAUUGUGGCUGUGCUGCUUGGGAAUGCCAGUGCGGAUGGGAGUGGGAGUGGGAGUGGGAGUGGGAGUGGUGGAGUUAGAUGA